Molecule: messenger RNA, 2106 nt
Organism: Tetrahymena thermophila SB210
Lineage: Eukaryota; Ciliophora; Oligohymenophorea; Hymenostomatida; Tetrahymenidae
Product: transmembrane protein, putative
Exons: 2
Source: RefSeq, a predicted model, not a curated record
AUGAAAGAUACAUUCUAAACAAUUUUAAGUAUAAAUCAAGUUUAAGAUGUCAAAUUUUAGAAUUUUAUUAUGGCUAAUACUUAAAUCUCUUAAUUAUUACAAUCUAAAUAGGUGAGAUCGAUAGUGGAGUUUGGUGGAUGUGAUAAAAUUCAAAUUUAAAACAUUUUUAUUACAAAGGUUAAUGUUUAAAACUUUUAGCUUUUUAUGUUCUUAAAAGUUAACGAUAUUAAAGUUUAAAAUAUUUUUUUGGGUAUUUUUGAUUAGCCAAACGAUUAAAUGAAUUAUAGUUACCAAGAAAAAGAAUAAACAGAGAAUAUAUGGGAAGGUAUAUUGUUAGAUUUUUAAUUUAUAAAUACAGUUUUGUUAGAAAAUUUGAAUGUAAAUAAAACACAAAUCAAAGGAGAUCAAAAUCUAUUAUACUUUUAAAAUGCUAUUUUUGAUGAAUCGUUUUAAGGUCAUGCUAGAAUAGAAAACAUUAAUAUAAAUCUAAAUGGUGAUUAUAACUAUUUACAUGGAGGUAUUUUAUCUUCAGAAGAUUUACAAAGCAUCACUCUUAAUCAAAUAAAUAUUCUAAUAGAAUCAAAUCAGAAUGAUAUUAAUUUAAAUUAAAAAGCUCUUUUCUCUAUCGUUGAAGAUAGUGAAGCUGAAUUAAUGAUAAACUAAUUUUAUAUUGAAGUCUUAAAUAUAGAAAGACAUCCCGAUUUUUUAAUUAAUAGUAAUUAUGGUGCUGUUUUUUCGGUCUACGGUAGCGAAUCUAAAGCUUAUUUUAAUAAAGUUAUAGCUAAAAAUAUAAGAAAUCUAAGCUCAGGUGGUUUUGGUAAUCUUAACUUAUCUUUUCUAGAGAUUUAAAAUAGCUAUUUUGAAAAUUUAUCAUCUAAAAUAAAUGGUGGAGCACUCGAUCUUGUAAUUGUACAAAAAUUAGCAAUAAAAGAAUCUUAAUUUAUCAAAUGCCAUUCUGAUUUAUUUGGAGGAGCUAUAAAUGUCUAAAUUUAUGAUAAAAUUUAAAUUGAUUACAAUUUUUAUCAAGUAGAAAUUAAUGGAUGCUCUUCUCUAAUUGGAGGAGGUAUUAUUGGACCUGACUUGAUGCAAAAUAUAAAUGGUAUUUCAUAUUUCAAUAAUAGUGCUAGUAUUUUUGGAAGUGAUUACUGCAACGCAGUAAAUUCUUAUUAAGUUAUCAAAAUAUUGCAAUAUAACUAAGAAUUUUAAGAUGAAAAUAUUAGAGAUACUAAUAUUCCUUAUUAAAUAUAAUAAGAUCUUUCCAAUCCAAAAAAACAAGCUAUUAUAGAAUAAGCUUAACCUAUGCAAACCUACUAUUUUGGAUUAUAGCUUUACAUAGAUGGUGUGCCAAUAUAAAUACCUUCAAACUUCACAGAAAUUGAAAAACUAUCUUUAACUAGUUUUUUUAAUGGGUAGGGCUAUAAUUACUUAGAUUUAUUAAAUUUUAGAAGCAAAGAUAAAAUGUUUUAUUUUAUGCUUAAGACUCCUUUCUUUUAGUAAUAGUUCACACCUAUUAUUAAGGAAUUUAAAUAAUUUUUGGAGAUUAUAUUCUUACAAAGCAAUUAAUGCUUGGAAGGCUAAAUAUUUAAAGAUGAUUUAUGUAUUUUCUGCAGUUAAAACACUGUAACAAAGAGAGGUAUUAGUAGUAGUAUGAUUUAAAAUGAAUGCUUAUAAUGUUAGGAUACUUAAAAAAUCAAAGAUUGUUAUGCCUAUAAAUCAUUUUUGAAUCCAGGGUAUAUUAGAUAUAAGGACUAUACAGUUGAUACUGAUCUCAUACAAAAGUGCUCUUAUUCUCCUUAAAACUGCUAAGGCGGUGAAUUUUUUGGAAACCAAAGCUGUGCACCAUCUUAUAUAGGCCCAGAAUGUCUUGAAUGUGAAUUUAACUACACAAGAAACAACUCAUUUAACUGUUACUAGUGUGGCAACGAUUAAUUUAACAAGGCAUUUUUUGCUUUAUAAUUCAUAAUCAGUUUGAUCUUUUAAUGGUUUGUUUACUUGAUUAUUGAACACAUUAAUGAGUAGAAAAUAUAGUAAUCAGAAAAUAAUUAUAUAGAUUUAGAUUAAAUAUCAUAGAAAACAGAAUUGUUGAAGAAGUAUCUUUUGCUAUGA